Molecule: messenger RNA, 8844 nt
Organism: Lachancea mirantina
Lineage: Eukaryota; Fungi; Ascomycota; Saccharomycetes; Saccharomycetales; Saccharomycetaceae
Source: the annotation of a GenBank genome assembly
AUGAGCGGAACGAUUGUGUUUAGAAGGGUUCCGUUAUCGGAAAGCCAGGAUUUCAGCUGGGUUUUCCUGGUUGACUGGAUUUUACUAGCAAUCUUGUCACUAGCUGCCGUGUUUUAUUUCGGAAGAGCGUUUGCAUUUUGCAUUACAUUUAUUAUGGAGUGGUUGAUAUGGAAGAGAUACAAGGUCAAAAUCAGCGUCCAGGCGCUUAAAAUAUCGUUUCUUGCCGGUCGCAUAUUCUUUAAAAAUUUAACGAUCACUACUCAGAAUCAAACACUAUCGUUUUUGGACGGAUGCUUUACAUGGAGAUAUUGGCUAAUUAAUCCGCGACUAACUCAGCUGGAAAACUCGGAGAGUGAGACGGAUUCGAUUAAAAACCAGAAAUUACCCUGCAGGCUCAGGUUAGAUUGUAAUGGUUUUGAGCAUUUCAUAUACAAUAAGACUUCUGCGUUUGAAAGCAUUCUGGAAUCGCUUUCCCAGGACGACCGCGAGACGUUUCGUAGGUUCUUCGACGAUACAGACUCGGAAGCUAGUGAGAAAUCGGGUUCCGGUGGUUUCGAUGCAGAUUCGUCGACGCCAAAAAGCCAAUCUGAAACUUCUUCAACCUCCAAUUCGCUAAACGACCGAGAUUUCCAGAAGCCGGACAGCAGACCUUCAUUUUUAGGACUUCUCCCGAUUCAAUUCCAUGUGAAGCGCGGUGCGCUUGUUUUGGGGAAUCUGACAACGCCCUCUGUACUGGUAGCCACUUAUGAUACUGCAACAGGGUUGUUUGACGCAUCUGCUCCUGAUGAAAAGCUAGAUCUCUAUAAAAUGAGGUUGCAAUUUCAUUUUCGGAAUUACAGAGCUUCUUUAUUGCCAAAUAUUCCCUCGAACGGUGAUGAUCACCGGAAAUCGGUAUUCACGUCCAGUCAACUUCAAACGCUCUCGAAUAUGGUCAAAGACUCAAUCUUAUCGAGGUCUUUCCCAAGGAAAAGACUAGAUCAGGAGCAAAACAAUGCAAAAUUCGUGGAACACUGGAGUGGACUAGGACUUUAUCAUAAGAGCAGCGAUAGUGCAUGGAACGACGAGUUCCAAUUCGACGUUUCCAAACAUGAUUAUGCAAAAUAUACCAAGAUUUUGAAAUGUGACGAAAUGAUUAUGUCGUAUUCUUUGGAUAUGCCUGGAGUCGUCCCACAUGGAGCUUUAAGGACUGAACCCCAAUUAGAUGGGCCCGAUGUGGGUAACAAUGGAGCACCUCCUGAUUACUCUUUAGAUUUUCAAAUAUUUGGCGCUACAGUUUAUUAUGGUCCUUGGGCUCACCACCAAAUUCUGCCCUUACAAAGAAUUCUCUCCCCAGUUUUGUCUAGAGAUGGAAUUCCAAUUAAAAAGUUACUUCCCGGGGCAAGACGUAUCCAUACAAGGUUCAGAAUUACCCUUCAAAUAAUGAGCGACUCAGUAUGGAGAGUUCCCACACGAGAACCCAGUAAAGAUUUGGAAUUUUUAAAGCGCUACAAAGAGACAGAGGACGAGACUAGGCCAUUUGGUUGGCUCGAUGUCACUGUCAAUAAGGCCUCAGAGAUUUGCCUUAAUAUUGCCAUGUGCCCAACCACCUCGGGAUAUUCUAACUUUUUCACCAUUAACCUUCAUGAGCCCGAGCUGCGUACUAGUGUUAACCACGAUAUUCUUCUCUCUGCCAAGUCUCAAGAAAUAAGAGGUCAAGUGGGAUAUCCUUUGGGCUGGAAUGCGCAGGCAACCUGGGUUUUUGAUUUCUCCUCCCAUCAGGCGCAAAUAUUUUUAUUGCGGGAUCAUAUAACGCUUCUGAGCGAUAUGAUGUCUGAUUUUUCAUCAGGCCAAUCGACGCCUUACGAACUUUUCAGGCCUUUCGUUUAUGAGCUGAAUUGGAAGCUUAAUGGGUACUCUCUAUACCUGAACGUUAACGAUGGCAAUAUCGUUAACAACCCCCUUGAUUUCAGUGAGAACUGCUACCUUUCCCUUCACGGCGACGACAUGGAAGUUAGCUUAUCAAUACCUAUGGAAACGAUCUCACAAAGUUCGACUGAAAUCAGCUUCGAACUAUUCACUUCUUUAUUUCGCUUACAGCUCAACACCCCCUCUUGGAACACGUUGAAUGAAUUCAUGACAGCAAAGGAAGUCGGCAUUUCUCAUGACUUCAAAAUGACGGGAAGCUAUCUUUUCUAUUCCAAAUUGGACGUCGAUAACAUAGAUACCAUCAUCAUCGAUUGCCACAGCAAAUACACCAUUUUGCAAUGCUACGGAUUUGUGAUCAGGUAUUUAAUUGGUGUCAAGAUGAACUACUUCGGGGAUUUCAUUCACUUUAAAACGACUGAAGAGUACAUGGAAGAGUUUCGCGGCGCAGAUAUCAAUCCUACUGAUAAAGGUGGCCUUGAGAACAAAAUUCUCAAUUCCUGGACCGGUGAUGCAGAAGAAAGAACAACGCGCAAUGAUGCCGAGCCACAACUUAGCCGGUCUUCUCUGAAAAGAAUUGUCAACGAAAAAGAUGUUUGGUUCACUUUUAUUGUGGAUGACGGUUGUCUGGUUCUUCCAAGUAACCUUUAUAGCUCUACCACAUGCUUUGGACUUCAUUUUGAUAUUCUUGAAAUUGAUGUGAGAUAUGUGAACUACUAUAUGGAUCUCCAGGCAGCGCUAUCACCAACGCGUAUUAAGUUUCAUCCAGCGAUGGGCUCCCUUUUUGAGUUAUCGGACCAAAUAAGGAAAUCUUCAAUCACCAAUUUCGAGGGCAGAAUAUCGGAUCUGCAUAUCCACGGACAUAGAUUGUUUGGACUUCCCUCAGAUGAGGAAACCUAUUUUUGCAAAUGGGAUUUUCGAAUGGGUACUCUAUCUGUUUCUUCUGAUAUUUCCUUUCUGACAAACCUGGCAAGUGCCUUCCGAAAGCUGGCCUUUGGGUACAAGGAUUUCGAAAAUACAAUAUCUUAUUCUCUUGAAUUAAUAACUGACAUGACCUCUGUUACAUUCUAUGCGGACAAAGCAGUGUUCAAAAUUAACGAACUGGAAACAGAGACAUGCACUGUUAUUGAGAUGGCGAAGCUCAAAUUAAGUUUGAUAGACUUCGAGAAUGUCUCUUACUCAAAAAGAACGGAAUUUCAUAUCCCAUCUCUCAAGCUGUCUGUCUUGAAACAAAAUGGCGAUAAGGUUUUGGCUCAGUGCUUUACAUCUAUUUUGGCUACCAAUUUCGACCAAUACAAAAAUCGCACUACACAACGGGAACUUCAACAAAGCCAUCUCACAAGAAAUGAUGCACCAUUCCAUAGAUGCCCAUUCCUUCUUCCACCAAUGGUUCAAGAUAGCUUUACCUAUAAAGAGCUGUUCGGAGCAAUUCCUCCUGGUAUGUCGAUUCCGCCUCUCGUGAAGCCCAUCACCCCAACAAACGUCGACGAGGUUCUUGAUGCUUUUUCGAAGACAGAUCCGUUCCUUGGGGAGUAUCUGCAAAAUGAAAUGAAUUCGAAGUCUUUUUUGCAACAGAGUUCGGAAGGCAAGGCGACCAGUUUUGCAGAACACGAUCAGGUUGGAUGGUAUUUGGAGCCUAAAGAUACCUGCCAGUGUGAUAAUAUUAUUUUGAACCUUGGGAAAACGAUUUUGGCCAUUCAGCCCGAUUUCACGACGGUUCUUCAAAAACUAGGAGACCGUAUGUAUCGGGAUGCGGUAGAUGAUUUAAUUGACCGUUGCGAGCUUGAUGUUGUGAUAAAAUUCAUGAGAACCAUGCAAGAACUCAACUCAACAAAAAAGAUGCGUGCAGUCUGCGAGAGCUUUCAAGUUAUUUACGGCGAAAUCAUAAAUCUGGAUGAUAUGUCAUUCAUCGAUCAUCUUCAGAUUACGGUUGAAAACCUUGAUGCCAGCUUUUCUGUGGAUAUGAAAGUAGAUCCAACGACCGGUCCUAGUACCACCGCAGCAAGUUAUCUCAUUAGAGCUGGAACUAUUUCAACUACUUUUUUCCAAAAAAGCCUGGCUACCGAAUGUCCACCCAUAUUAGCGGCAGCAGCUGAGGAGAUUGAAGUUUGGACCGAAGAAAUUUCCGGAACAAGAAAGCUAUCCACCUCAGCGAAAGGCCUCGAUAUGAGCGUCAAUCCUGAUGAAUUGAAAUGGUUGACUGAAUUUACAAUGGAUCUUUUCGCCAAAGUGACUAAUACUUAUGAAGUCUUUUCCCUUUAUUCUAAAAGUCUUGAAAAUGCCAAAAGGCAGCUUUUUUAUCGAAUCGCAUUGGCCAGCGAUGAAUAUCAGAUCACUCAUGAUCCUCCUGUACUCACAAAACCUGCUUACAUUAUGAGAUUAUCUUCACACCAUGUGCGGGAAAACAGAAGUUGGCGAAUUGUGACAAGAGUUCGACACAUAUUGAAUUAUCUGCCGCAUGAAUGGUCGGUGAACUGCCUGGAUAAACUACGAAAAAAAGACUUCCAGACACCUCUCGAUGCUGGGAGUAUUUUCCUCAAAGUUUUCUCGAGCUGGCGAAGUUGGGAGUUCUCUGAUGUCGAAAAAUGUUACAUCUAUAAGACAACAUUUUUACCUGACUUACUUCACAGCCCAAAGGAGCUAUCGGAAGAGUACUUCAAGUUGAUUCUCAAUACUGUGGCUUUCAAUAUUUCGAAAACUCCCCACGUCGAGGGAGACUCCGUAGUAAUCAAAGGUUUGAGGGUUCUCCAAAAGCACCAAGCUGUUUCUGAAGGAGUAGGAAAAGACUCGUCGAAGAAACGAAGUGACAAACAUCUCUUUGAAAAGAAUGUUGCGUGCAAUUUAAAGUCAAUCAAAGGUUCUGUGGGCGAAUCGUUUCUCAUGCUUGGCAAUAAUGUCGCGCAGCUUGUUAGAAAAUUUUCAUCCCCUACUGUUCCGUCACCUUCAAAGUUGAAACUUCAUCAUUUGACUUGCCUGUGCGAUCGACUCGACAUCCAGGUAUACAUUGACAAAUCGAGACUGGCACUUAAAUCCUUUUCUAACUCAAUCACAUUUUUGACUGCCAGAUCACACAUAUCCUCGAAGCCUCUAUGCUCGGCCUCAUGUGGUUGGGCUAGGUCUGAGACAAGUUUACGUUAUGAAAACUCAGUAGUCCUUGAGCACUUCAUGAGAAAUGGGAUUGUAGGGUUUUCAUCAAUGUCUAAGGAAGAAAAAUGCAUCUUUCGUUUAGACAUCAGUUCACAAAAGUCGCGCUUAAAGUCUUCCAGUGAUUCGGCUAAAAUAAUCUCGUUCUUUGAUAACCUUCAGGCAUCUUAUGAGAGAUUAUCGGAAGCUCUGCUCUGCAAUCAAGCUGAAAAUAUUGGGGAAAAGCCUUCAUUAGAUGUCUUGGGUAUGUUCGAUGAUUAUGAUUGCUCAGUAAGAUUCAGAGUCUCAGAACAUUCAUCAGAAUUAAGAUUUACUUCACCUCUCAUUAUUGCUUAUCACGUAAAGGAAAUCGACUUUCUGCUAGACAAGGCCGAUAUGGCUGAAGCCACAUUUUCUCUGAAAGGACUAGACUCUGAAAUCCGCAGUAAAAUCGCUGGAAUACGCUAUUUUAAGUAUUCACAAUCGGAGAUUGAAACAAAGGCCACUGUGAUCAGAAAAGGUGCUACGUGUUUCGAUGUCGCGUUCAAAAUUUUCUCCAAGUUAGCAAAGCUAAAGACUUUUGAUCCUCGCGAGUUGCUUCUGACGUUUAUGCGCGAUCUCGAAUCAGCGAAGGAUCACAUUGCGCAAAUGAAGGAGAGUAUAUUAAGUGUCUUUGGUGAAAAAACUCAAUCAAAGACGCCUUCUUUGGAUGUCGAUCUUCGAUGGUCUCUACAGCUUGACUUUACCUAUUUUGGAAUACUUUUUCCGUUAGCACGAACCAAUUAUGUCCUUGAGAUCAACACAUUGAACUCGAAUUUAUUUGAACGACGGUUAAACCACGAGCGCAAGAUGCAAUUGCUACAUGACGUCCUAGGCAAUUGCUCCGCAGAAAGCAUUGCCCUUUUGAUUGAUGAUACCACGGUGAAAAGCCAUUUAUCCAAAGUUUUGGAUUUCGCUUUGAAAGUCGCCGUGUCAAGAGAAACUCACCACAAGCUCAAAUCGAUUCAAGUCGAAAGCUCUCAUUUUCGUGUUUGUCUGUGCCCGUUCUCUACAAUCAAGCUCAUAUGGCUCGUACAGGAGUUUUUGCGGUUAAAAGAGAUCCUUGCAUCGGCGCGUGCGGUAUCACAACAAAUCGACGAUGAAACGCCUCUGUUCCCAGAGUUUUCUUCCAUUCUACAUUCCAUUCAUCUGCUCUCAUACAACUUUUGUUUUGGUUGGCUUUUUGACGGCAACGACUGCGAAGACCCCGGACUAAUAUAUGGAUUCCAGCGCCUAUUUGCUGCAUACGAAAGCCCUUUCGGAAAAUUGACCGUCUUGGAAGCAUACCUUUCCUUGGCGCGUGGCCACACAUCUUCCACCUUCUUCUCUCAAAAGAGCGAAAGAGAUCAAAUUAACAGGAGUUACCUACCCAGUGUACAAGCUGGCUACUGGUUUGUUACUCGUAACAAUCACAAUGACCUUUUCAUACGCAUCAAUGGCGAGCGCUUGGAUGUCAAUUUCCUCUCCAGUUCGAUUGGUGUUUGCAAAGGAAUUAUAAAAUCUCUGCAUACUUUUCAGGAAUUGAAGAAAUCUCUUGAGCCACCAUCAAAUAUUCAAAACGCCUUCAAACGCGCAGCAGGCCGUCCAAUUGGAAAGCAGUACUCGUUCUUGCGCCAAGCGCGUCGAGUAAACUGUAAGAUACAUUACGCCGGGGGAAUAUUUAAGCUUUAUUCACUGCAUGACUAUGAAAAUGGCCUAACGCCUUGCCUUGAACUCGAAAGUCCGUCGGUGCAUGUGUCCCUCGAUUACGAAAAUUUUAGGCAUGAACUGAAAAACCACUGGCUGAGAGGCAUGAUUCAAGUCGAGCCCUCGCACAACAAAGUAUAUCCAUUCUGUGUUCCAGUUCUCAGUGAAAUGGCGCGUGAUUUGCGUCACAUACUGAAAACAAUUAACCUCGACCAGAGCAACGGCGUCAUGCCAGGAUCGGAAAGCGUCAUUAAUUAUAAGACCAUGUUGCAAUCUUUUGAUAUCGCUAUCAUUUUUGAUGUUGGGAAGCAAAAAAUAAGUUUGAGUUGCGAACCAAAAGCCAAAAUUCAGGCAGAUGUUGGGUUUGAGCAGUUAGAUCUAAAACUAUUCACCAAUAAUCUGGCCGAGUCGGAGCCCUUAAGUUUAUGUUUGGACAUUUACAAGCUGAAAGCGUCUUCACGGCAUGUUUUUUCAAGAGAGGUAAGCACGUCUUUUACCUUGGAUAGUGUUAGUGCUGUUGUUAUCCUGACUCACCCAGAUGUCAUUCACACGUAUGGGUUUACUCAUAUACCAAGCGUCGAAAUUUAUUUCAAUUACAAGCAGCUACAGGAUGUGGACCUUUUCCUUAACAUUUGGAAGGUUGGUAGUCACAUAUACUCAGAGCCUGAAUUGAGGGAGAAGAGCUCGCGAAACUCUAUCAAACUGGAUCAACCUUUUGUGUUCAAAUCGAAGGCCAUCAAUGGGAACCAGGCUAUUCCAUGGAACUACGUCCUCGUCGUUAGCUCUUUCAAAGGCGACAUAGAUUUGGGCCCCUCACUCGGUCUAAUGAGUCUAAGAGGAGUCCGCUUCUGGGCAGUCACCGAUCAUUACAAAAACUGGACCCAACAACUUUCCAUCAACCUCGAAACUAUUAAAUUAUUAUCAGAUGGUCGUCUUGGCGGCGAAGUGUUAUUGCAGGAUCUCUCCUGGGCUUCUCAGUUGUCAUGGCCGGUCUUUGAUGGGGAAUUUCAAAGUCCUUUGGUUGAUCUUUCCUUGAACUUAGUGAGAUUUGCUAUAAAGAUGUCAUUUGAUUAUCACCUCAUCCUAAUCUCGUCAGUCGACACUCUGAAAGCCAGACUAUUCAAUGAAAGAGACGAGAUGGGUGUUUUGAAGGACCUUCUCACUGUUGCGUUGUCCUGCACUAGCGUCCAAAUAUUUUUCACUGCUUUAGCGCCGGCCAACGUCUUGGACAUCUUCAACACAAUCAAAAGGAUGCGUCAAGAUAAUCGCAAGUCUUAUCUCGAAACCUUACGGGAAUCGAACACCAAAGAAAGUGCUGAUGCAAGUCAAGCAAAGUUUGGUCUUUCAAGCUUUUUACGGACGGACAUGACAGUGAAUUUGAAAUUCAUUCAUGUUCAGAUAUUUCCUAGCACACUUUUUGACAUAGAAGUGUUGAUUUUCCGCGCCAAAGAUAUCUUUACACACACGGAAAUAGAAGCUCAAACCAAAGUCCGGACUCAAUUAACUUGGCAAGUGAAUGACGCCAAAAUAUCGCUGUCGACUUACAAAAACCAAUUAAAUGAAGAUAUCUCCGCAACGAUAGACGUUGACAGCUAUAUUCAGCAUGCUUCUCGCGUUCAUGGAGGAACUCUAUUAGUGACGCCAACUAUUCUGAUAGGAAUGACGACGUGGCAUGACGUCGAGACGAAUAUCGUGGAAUAUUUAUACUCAAACAGCUUUGGCGGGAAAAUACGAGUAAGAUGGAAUCUGGGGUCCAUCAACUUCAUCAGAGAAAUGUGGGCCACUCAUGUACGGGCGUUAGCUCUCAGACGAGCACACGUUAACCAUGAGAAGAGCUUCUUUGAAGACGAGAACUUAGAAGAUAAAUUGAAAGAUUUCGAUCUCGGUGAUAAGUAUGUUUACGUCCCCAUUGAAGAACCUCAUAUCGAAAUCCCACAGAUUAAGGAUCUGGGCGAUGCCACCCCACCAGUUGAGUGGUUUGGAGUGAACCGCCGACGGUUCCCCGGAAUAACUCAUCAGACCAUCAUUGUUCCCUUACAAAAGUCUGCUCAUCUAGCCGAAAAGGAAUGGGCUCGCGUUAUAGGGAAUGCUUGA